AUGAGUCGGUUGGCGGCCACCCGCGUGACCGAGAGCGACGACGACGACGAGACCAUCGCGGGCCAUGGCAACAACCGCCAGCACGACGUCGUCUUGAGCCGCGAAGAGUUCGAUUUGCUGCAGGCGUUCCACAAGCUCAUCCCCGUCCCCGCGCUCUCGUCUGGCAUCACGCGCGUCGUGUGCGACGAAGAGCUCCAAGUCGGCGACGAAGCG
Molecule: messenger RNA, 213 nt
Organism: Saprolegnia parasitica CBS 223.65
Lineage: Eukaryota; Oomycota; Saprolegniomycetes; Saprolegniales; Saprolegniaceae
Exons: 2
Source: RefSeq, a predicted model, not a curated record